GCCAAAGGAGUUUGGUCGCCAGGCGACUAUGGCACCGAAGGUCUCGACGCCACCACAGCGAGGGGCGGCCCCGCAACCGACAGUGGCGGAUAUCCUCAAGCAGCUCCAGCAGCAUGUCAAGGCGGACGCAGGUGCGCAGGAGCUGCAGGCCUUGGUCAGGGUUGUGGCGCCGCCCGCGCCUGCGCAGCCAGCCCGCCAGCCGCUGUUGGAGGAGACCAUCAGUGCGAAGGGACUGGCGUGCACGAGGGCGGAGAAGGCCCUGGAACAUGCGGUCCGCCAGGAGGAUGAGGCGCGGCGCUGGCUGGCGGAGUGCAGCCAGAAGACCCAGGAGGCGGCAGUUUGGGCGGUGCAGGCCAAGACUGCCUGGCAAGAGGGGCUCAAGGUCGAGCUGCAGAAGGCCCGUGGCUCGACGCCUGGUGUGGGGCCUCCGCCAGAUGCGGUGCAUAUGCCGACUGGCUCCCAGAUCAACCUGUCGCAGGUGCUGGGGGAGGAGAGUGGCUUCGAAGGCGUGGAGAUCGUGGACGGCGAGGCUCUCGACCUCAGCGAGCCCGAGAUUGAAGACGAGCCCCCCUCGCAAGUGGAGCAGCAGAAGACCGAGCCAGCGAUGCCGGCCGCUCGCCGCAGCGGGCUGGUGCCUGCCUCGCUGGUCGCGGCGGCCACUGUGGCUUCCGUCUCGCGCACGUUCGUUGCGCAGUGGGCGCCUGCGUCGCGCUCUGGGCGGACGGCCGUGCGGGGCUUCAAGGAGGACUUCGAGGCGUGGAGGGGGUCGCUGACGCCCGAGGAGAGCACGAUGCUCAAGAAGCAGGCGGCGGGCGAGUUCAACAAGAAGUUCCGCAAGUCCGACGAGUUCAAGAAGGACCUGCCGGACGAGAAGGUGCAGUCCUUCUCGAAGAUUCUCGGCAAGUUCUUCGAGGCGGAGGCCGACGACUACAAGAAGGAGCCGGGGUCUGAGGCCCCAGACCCUGACGGCCUGCUGUUCAAGGGCACCGAGUCCAAGAUGGACUUCAGGCUGAAGAGCCGGAUCGUCGAGAUCGACCGCGACGCGGAGCGCCGCUACCAUUUCGCCGCGUUGAGGACCACGCACGCCGCGUACAGGGGGGAGUUCUGGCCGAGCAGCUCCCCGAUGAAGGACGUGUACUAUUUCCAGAACAAUGACACGGACUCGCACGACAUGUUGGUGAAGGCGGUCGAGAAUGCGGGGGUGCCUGUGGAGGUUCCUCCAGUCGGCGAGAGGUUCAGCCUGGUGCUUCCCAGAUGCUUGUUUCAAGAUAUCAACGAGGUCGGCGCCAAUCUCAUUGCCUGGAAGGAGCAGUUUGGCGUUUCGGAUGACGACUACAAACAGGCGGUCGAGAAGGUCACCACCGACUUGAUUUUGGGAUACUAUAAGGCCCGCGAGACGAUUGAGAAGGACGUCACGGACAUGAAGAACUUCUUCAAGUCUCAGUCGAAGGAUCUGUACAAGACCAAGGCCGAUGUUAUGAAGGAGAUCUGGAGGGUGUUCGAGGAGAAGUCUGGCAAGAAGAUGCCCCCGCUGGAUGAGGAGUUUCUGGCGGACCUCGAGCAGAUUCCUGCCGUGGACGAGGUCUCCUUCAGGCACCCCUGGGGUAUCGCAGACAAGCUGUACAAGUCGGAGGCCAUCGACGCCUUCGGCUUCAAGUACCUGCUGGGCGUCUUCGAGACCGUUCCGGAGGCCGAGGCGGCCUUCGACAGCUGGAACGCCGAGUUCGAUCAGGCGCGCGCGGACAUGGAGAAUGAGCUGGGCCAGUGGAGCAAGCAGGAGCAGGCGCGCCUCGACGCAGACACCGCCGGCCAGGAGGCCAUGAAGGUCGUGAUGGAGCAGGGCAGGCCGCCCCUCGGCAUCGGAGCCGCACGCGCGGCUGGGCGGCAGAAAGGCGGGUGGACCAUG
This is a messenger RNA of Prorocentrum cordatum, 1906 nucleotides long. Lineage: Eukaryota; Dinophyceae; Prorocentrales; Prorocentraceae. The record is from the annotation of a GenBank genome assembly.